Molecule: messenger RNA, 1678 nt
Organism: Hyaloscypha bicolor E
Lineage: Eukaryota; Fungi; Ascomycota; Leotiomycetes; Helotiales; Hyaloscyphaceae
Exons: 7
Coding region: 327-1604 (425 amino acids)
Molecular function (GO): metallopeptidase activity
Source: RefSeq, a predicted model, not a curated record
GCCUCAUCUCACGUCAGUCAUCUCCGUGUUGCAAUUUCUCUGGUUCCGUGAUCCUUGCCUUCCUUCUGAGCUUAUGAAUUGCUGCUCAUGUGAGUUCAUCCUUGUUUACCAUCCUUGUUCCGUCCUUAGCAGAGUAUGUCGCCGAAAAAGCUUCGGGGUUAGCCGUUGAGAUCACAAGUCUAGUGGCGUGUGAGAGAGUGCACGUAUAGUUUUCCAAACAUCGCCUCAAGUGAGGGUUUCACAAGGCAAAAUACUUGCCUCACCCGCAGAAAGUUUCCUGUCGAAGGUCUUCCUGUUCGGAGAGCACACGCGGACUUGCUUCAAUUAUGUAUUCCACUCACUUUCUGUCGGCUCUUUGCCUGACCGCUACAACUACCGCCUAUGUCAUUGAUACAACAUCUUGCAAUCUUGUCGCCCAAGCAUUUCUCGCCGAGAAGCUCACCUGUGCCUUUGAUAUGGCCACGAAUGUUGUCACCGAGCUCCGUGGGCCGAUUAGACAAGAAGUUCAGACUUUGAUGGACCACCUGUGGGCUCCAACCGCUGAUCCAUCCUUUUAUCCUACACCUCAAGAAGCAAUCUUAUGUCGCUUCGGUGGAACUUGUCCGAGAAACAAGGCGCGCGUAGACUACUUCCAGUACAGAGCUGAUGGUAGCAAUUUUCAGUUUCCUCGAGGUAUUUCGAGCAUGGCGGAUUCGGCGGCAGACCUUCGUGGACCCUCAGGUGCGACCAGAGCUGUUGCAGGCGACGUGGUCUUUUACUGCUCGUCGGAAAGAUACAGGGACAUCACAGAUCAGGACGGCAAUGCUCGUAUCAAAGACACGAGUAUUGUCGAGUUCGUGGACGAUGAUGAAGAGGAUCCAAGAAAAAUCUGUAUCGGCGCUCUGGCUUACACGUGGGUCAGCGAUGAUGCAACCAAACCAUCCCAGAUUACACUUUGUCCAUGGUUCCUGUCUUACGUUCAAGGACUGAAGUUUCCGAACUGCGGAACAUGGCGGCAGAAGCUGGUGGGGUUACUAGGUCGUCCCAUUGCGCAGAUUUCCGCCAAGGUCUGGCCAUUCACACCCAUAGACUUGCUCUCACUCUUCGAUAAAGUUGUAGUACACGAGCUCACUCAUACGAGACAUGGAGGCAAAACAUUUGACUCCCCGGUCGAUGUCAACGCUGGCUCAGGAGUGGCAUUUAGUAACGUCGCAUAUGGAUGGAAAAACUGUAGGAAGAUCUCAACGAAUUUACCCGACAACGGUGGCCCGAACAACGGAAAGCCAAUGAACAACGCUGAUUCCUAUGGACUCUUCGCUUCGGGUGUUCGUGUGAUCGGAGCCGGAGGAUCUAUCGACGAAAAUGGCAAAGUCACAGGAGCUUCGAGUUCUUCAAAGGCAAAACGUGCUCUGACCGCUGUGGAGAAGGAGGAGUUGGGGUCUCUCGCUGCAUUUUUUGACGAAGAAAGCAGCGAUGGCGGAAAAGAGGCAGAUAUGGCGAUGUGGGGACCGGUCUUCAACUCAACUUUCUUUCCUGAAGGUACGAGCUUAUCGGAGGAGCAGAAGGGAAUGGUUGUGAAGGCACUGAUGGGUAAUAUGCCCGGAGAAGCGGCCCAUGACCAUUAGUGUGUAUCGAAUCGUGUCUAGAUAGUGUCUAUAUAUGACAUAUCUAGUACUCCUAGCCUUUAGCGCAUUGUUUG